Messenger RNA from Conger conger (European conger), 1420 nucleotides. RefSeq names its product E3 ubiquitin/ISG15 ligase TRIM25-like. The transcript has 6 exons. Gene Ontology annotation, molecular function: zinc ion binding. NCBI's taxonomy places the organism in Eukaryota, Metazoa, Chordata, Actinopteri, Anguilliformes, Congridae. The record is from RefSeq and is a predicted model, not a curated record. Bases 101 to 1420 code for a protein of 439 amino acids.
CUCAGAACCAAAAAAUAUCUCCUGCUCUUUCUCACACAGAUUAGGGGAAACGGCACCACAUUCUGAACUAAAACUAAUCUCUGUCACUUUGAGCUGUGAAAUGGCACAGGCUGCAGGUCUUCUGGAUCAGGACCAGUUGAGCUGUGCGAUCUGUCUGGAUCUACUGAAGGAUCCGGUGACUAUUCCCUGUGGACACAGUUACUGUAUGGGCUGUAUUAAGGGCUGCUGGGGUCAGCGUGACCAUACUGGUGUCUACAGCUGUCCCCAGUGCAGACAGACCUUCACCCCAAGGCCUGUUUUAAGAAAAAACACCAUGCUGGCUGAAGUGGUAGAGAAACUGAAGAAGUCAGGACUCCAAGCUGCUCCUCCUGCUCACUGUUACGCUGGACCUGGAGACGUGGCGUGUGAUGUCUGCACUGGGAGAAAGCACAAAGCCGUCAAGUCCUGUCUGGUGUGUCUGGCCUCUUACUGUGAAACUCACCUCCAGCCUCACUAUGAAUCUCCUGCCUUUAAGAAGCACAAACUGGUCAAAGCCACUGGAAACCUGCAGGAGAAGAUCUGCUCUCAUCAUGACAAACCUCUGGAAAUUUACUGUGGAACCGAUGAUCAGUUUAUCUGUUAUCUGUGUACAAUAGAGGGUCACAGAGGCCAUGAUACAGUCUCUGUGGCAACAGCAAGAACAGAGAAACAAAAGCAGCUGGGGGCGACACAGAGUAAAUUCCAGCAGAGAAUACAGGAGAGAGAGAAGGAGCUGCAGGAUCUGAGACAGGCUGUGCAGUCACUCAAGCGCUCUGCACAGGCAGCAGUGGAGGACAGUGAGAGGAUCUUUACUGAGAUGAUCCGCUCCAUUGAGAGAAGGUGCUCUGAGGUGAAAGAGCUGAUCAGAGAUCAGGAGAAGACUGCAGUGAGUCGGGCUGAAGGACUCUUGGAGCGACUGGAGCAGGAGAUUGCUGAGCUGAGGAGGAGAGACGCUGAGCUGGAGCAGCUUUCACACACAGAGGAUCACAUCCAUUUCCUCCAGAGCUCUAAGUCUCUCUGUGUCCCUCCUGGACCUGGAGACUUACCCAGCAUCACUGUCAGUCCACACAUCUCCAUUGACGCUGUGAGGAAAUGUGUCUCUGAGCUGAAAGAGCGACUGGAGGACGUCUGCAAGGGAGAAAUGUCUAAGAUCUCCAGGGAGGCCCAUCCCAACCCAGGGAAGCCCUUUACUGGAAUCAAAACAGAGGCCUUUUUACCAAACAGCCCAGAGGGCCAGGAGGUGGUGAAGCUGCUGCAAAGAGCCUUUGAGCAGAAGCUGAUUUUUACUGUGGCUGCAACCGAUGGAGCUGCAGACAGCAUCGUCUACACUGACAUCCCCCAUGAUGCAUCACUUUUUGUCCACACGGGGGCGCACUUUCGUUAUUUUGCCCUGGGCGCCUGA